Manihot esculenta (cassava) is the source of this 1388-nucleotide messenger RNA. RefSeq names its product ABC transporter D family member 1-like. Gene Ontology annotation, biological process: fatty acid beta-oxidation; very long-chain fatty acid catabolic process; long-chain fatty acid import into peroxisome. Gene Ontology annotation, molecular function: long-chain fatty acid transmembrane transporter activity. The record is from RefSeq and is a predicted model, not a curated record. The transcript is spliced from 7 exons. The coding region runs from base 760 to 1128 and encodes 122 amino acids. Gene Ontology annotation, cellular component: peroxisomal membrane. NCBI's taxonomy places the organism in Eukaryota, Viridiplantae, Streptophyta, Magnoliopsida, Malpighiales, Euphorbiaceae.
CAAACCUGCAAUCAAAAUAACCCAUAAAACCCAACCCUAAAUCUCUCUCAACUCUCAAAGUCUACUGCCGCCCUCCCCUCCCCCAUUCGGCCUCUACAUCACUCGUCUGGUGCGCCUCCCGCCGAUCGUGCUCCACGCUGUCAACGUCGUUUCUGCGUUCGGUUCCUGCUCUUCUCCGCCGCUUCCUCUGCUCCAGUCUUGCUGUCCGGUGCUGCUCCUCACCGCGUCCUCGGUCACUGCAGAUUACUAAUCCUGAACAACGAAUUGCAAGUGAUGUGCCAAGAUUUUGUUCAGAGUUGAGUGAACUGAUACAGGAAGACCUGACAGCAGUUACUGAUGGCCUUCUCUAUACUUGGCGCCUGUGCUCUUAUGCUAGCCCAAAAUAUAUUUUUUGGAUAUUGGCCUAUGUGUUGGGAGCAGGGACCAUGAUUAGAAACUUUUCUCCUGCUUUUGGGAAACUGAUGUCAAAAGAACAACAGUUGGAAGGUGAAUAUCGGCAGCUUCAUUCACGUUUAAGGACCCAUGCUGAAAGUAUAGCAUUCUAUGGUGGAGAACAUAGAGAGGAAUCACAUAUUGAGCAGAAAUUUAAGGAUCUUGUAAGACACAUGAGAAUUGUUCUUCAUGACCAUUGGUGGUUUGGCAUGAUUCAAGAUUUUUUGGUGAAGUAUCUUGGUGCUACAGUUGCAGUUGUAUUGAUUAUAGAGCCCUUUUUUUGCUGGCAAUCUUAGACCUGAUGCCUCUACUUUGGGAAGGGCAACAAUGUUAAGCAACUUAAGAUAUCACACCAGUGUUAUUAUAUCACUAUUUCAGUCCUUGGGAACUCUUUCUAUAAGUUCAAGGCGACUCAAUUGUCUCAGUGGUUAUGCUGAUCGCAUUCAUGAGUUAAUAGUAAUAUCAAGAGAGCUAAACUCUGAAGAUAAAACAUCUCUACAAAGAAGUGGAAGUAGGAACUACUUCAGUGAAGCUGAUUAUGUGGAGUUUUCUAAGGUCAAGGUUGUUACCCCAACUGGUAAUGUUUUGGUGGAAGAUCUGACUCUUAAAGUUGAAUCAGGAUCGAAUCUGUUAAUUACAGGUACUAAACCUGGAGAAUAUGGACAAAACCAGGCAUUGGAAAAUCGUGGGCUGUAGCGCAUACACAGGGGAGGGGCUGCUUGAGGGAUUUGAUUGGUUGGUUCAUGACAUGAUGAUAUCUUAGGAUCUAGUCAACAUUAAGCAAUAGAGUUAGGUUUUUUUAAUUGGCCCUCUCAGAGAACUGAUUAAGGUCCAUUUGUACUGUUUUAUUAACUAUCUUAUUGUUGUGGAAUUUAGUCAAGCUGUGAAUUCGACAAAAAAAGAAAAAAGUCAAGUUGUAAAUUUUUUUGGGUCAAUAGUAUUAUUAAAACUUUCAA